CUGCCGUGAUAAUAAAGUAUUAAGAGACCAUGCCUCGUUCAUUAAAGUAGAGUUGGGAAAUGUGAGACCGCCCCCUUUCAGGAGUCAAAAAAAGGAGAGAGGGGGGGAAAAAAGUGAUUAUUGCUCCUCGUAAGGGGAAAGAGUAAAGGUUUCGGACGAGGUUUGUCGGGUAGCGACAGAAACGGCGCUCUCUACACCAAUAGAUAUCCUGUGUUUCAGCAGCACCAGCCUCCAGCUCCAGCCCAGAGUCCCGCUCCGCUCACCGGCAGCUCUAGGAGGGAAUAGAAGAAGCGUCCUCAACGCCUCCAGAGAGGCUCUGUCCGUUCACAGAGGGAGGGGGAGAGAGAGAGAGAGGGGAGAGAGAGAGUAGUUUGGUCUGAUAUUAUACAGACUCCUACCACGUACUGUAUGUUACUUUUUUUUCUUACCCGGCUCCGUCUUCUGCUAAGUUGCGCUCCUGGAUUUUAAGUGCGUCUCUGAGAGCUCCGUCCCCCUCAUCAGGCAGCGGCUUCACUCUUCCUGUCAAACAGCCGGGCCAAACAACCGGCGGACGCGCUUGUUGUUUCUCUCUCAUCAGCCCGGAGAAGAUUUCAUUGCAAACAAAAGUACAGAUGCUGGAAUCUUUGAGGUGAUUGGAACAAAUAGAAAGAAGAAAAAAGACAGAUAAGAGAUAACAGGAGUGCAAGAGUGAAGAGAAAGAGAAGUGAAAAGAAGAGAAAGAGACACAGAGAGAGAAGAGGAAAGCUUUGAGUUAUUCAGAAAGAGAAGAAAAAGAAAGAGACGGGGACGAUGGGGAGGAAAAAGAUUCAGAUCACGCGGAUUAUGGAUGAACGCAACAGACAGGUGACAUUUACAAAGCGAAAGUUUGGCCUGAUGAAGAAGGCAUAUGAGCUGAGCGUGCUGUGUGACUGCGAGAUUGCCCUAAUCAUCUUCAACAGCACUAACAAGCUGUUCCAGUAUGCUAGCACAGACAUGGACAAGGUCCUCCUUAAAUACACUGAGUACAACGAGCCCCACGAGAGCAGAACCAACUCUGAUAUUGUGGAGACGUUGAGAAAGAAGGGCCUAAACGGCUGUGACAGCCCAGACCCAGACGCAGACGACUCGGUGGGCCACAGCCCUGAGUCCGAGGACAAGUACAGGAAAAUAAACGAGGACAUUGAUUUGAUGAUCAGCAGACAGAGACUGUGUGCAUUGAACAAGAAGGAGAACAAGGGUGGGGAGAGCCCGGAGCUCGAGUCCACUCUGAUCCUCACCCCCAGCACUGAGGAGAAAUACAAACAGAUUAAUGAGGAGUUUGAUCACAUGAUAAAAACUCAUAAGAUCCCUCAGGCUGUGCCCCCAUCAAACUAUGACAUGCCCGUGUCUAUCCCUACAAGCAACCAGAACAAUUUAAUCUACACCCAUCCUGGCGGAUCCCUAGGCAACCACAAUCUGCUGCCACUAGCGCACCAUGGUCUACAGAGAAACAGCAUGUCUCCAGGCGUGACACACAGACCCCCCAGUGCAGGUGGCCUCAUGGGUGCUGACCUAACCACUGGCGCAGGCACCAGUGCUGGAAAUGGCUACGGGAACCAUCGCAACUCUCCAGGCCUGCUAGUUUCCUCAGGUGGAAUGAACAAGAACAUGCAGACAAAGUCUCCCCCACCCAUGAACCUGGGCAUGAACAACCGCAAGCCUGACCUACGCAUGCUCAUCCCUCCCGGGGCAAAGAACAACAUGCCCUCCAUUAACCAGAGAAUAAACAACUCCCAGUCUGCUCAGUCGCUGGCCACUCCCGUGGUUUCAGUAGCAACUCCCACGCUACCUGGACAAGGCAUGGGCGGCUACCCAUCUGCCAUCUCUACCUCUUAUGGUACCGAGUAUUCUCUGAACAGUGCAGACCUGUCUUCAUUGUCUGGCUUCAACAGCGGCAGCUCGCUGCACCUUGGCUCCAUGAGUGGCUGGCAGCAGCAACAUCUGCAAAACAUGCAGCAUUCCGCCCUCAGCCAGCUCGGAAAUUGCUCUAGCUCUCACUUAUGUCAGGGUUCAAAUUUGUCCCUGCCUUCUGCUCAAAGCCUGCACAUCAAGUCCGAACCUGUUUCUCCUCCUAGAGAUCGCACCAGCAGCACACCAGGGGGCUACGGCGGCGGGCUGCCACCCAGCCAGAAUCCCCCGUCCCGCCAGGACUCGGGACGCUCCCCUGUUGAUAGCCUGAGCAGUUGUAGCAGCUCCCACGAGGGCAGCGACCGCGACGAGCACAGGAACGAGUUCCACUCGCCCCUAGGACUGGCCCGGCCUGCCCUGGAUGAGCGAGAGAGCCCCUCCAUCAAACGGGUGCGCCUGUCAGAAGGCUGGGCGACAUGAUAACUUUGUCAACGCCCCCUGCUGUGCCCCAUGUUGCUCGGAGCCCAUGACAAUGCAGCAUUUUGAUGCCCCGAAAGUCAGCUCCCAUCUCGUUGUGACACAUCGCUCAACCCCACAGCCUCUCUCCUUGUAUCUCUGUAACGAUGAAGGAAGGAAAAGGGACAACUCUUUUCAAAAAAUGUUUUGUUUUUCUUUAUAAUUUCAUUUUAAUUAUUAUUUCCUUUUUUUGUUGAGUGUGUGUGUGUGUAUGCUUUACAUAUUGAAAUUAUAUAAACCAGUGGGGUGUUGUUAUGGGCUUUUCUUUGGGGAGGGGGGCAGGUUUUGGUUUGGAUUGUUUGUUUGUUUUUUUGCUGGGGAACUAUGCAUAAAUGGUAUUGUAUCUGGAUAAAAAAGAAUCACAUGCGUAUAUCUCUACACGUAUUUAUGUGUACAUAUAUGCAUUUCAGCAAUUAAAAAGAAGUAGUCAGGUACUCCGUCUCAUAAAACGUACUUACAAUUUGCCUCAGCAAUGUAUUAUUAGAUAGAAAGAAAAUUUGAUAAAAAAAAAAAAAAACACCAACAUGAGAGUGAGUGUGUCCUACAGGGGAAAAAAACAUCUUGCACUUGAGUUGGACAAAAAGUACGUCUGUACAGUAUCACUUUCAUUGCUUAUAAACCUUCUGCGCAGUCCUCUCUUGCAAAAACGUGUGUAAACAUUAGAUGAUGUCAUGUUGCAGGUUCAACGUAUUUAUGUAAAUAGUGGGUAAAUUCAGAGGGGUGGGGGGGUAUGGUGCUGCAGGAAGGGGCCUAAAAUGUUGCCAGACAUUUCAAGAUUCAAUAACUCAAUAAAUGUAAAAGUUAAUAUGCAACUUUGAAGGAUUGUACAGGUAAACAUGCAGAAACCCAAUGCUAAGUGUUGAUUUUUUUGGCGCUCCGCUAAGAAAAUGGAGCCUUCAGCCUAAGAGCUGCUUUGUUGUAAUCAAGAAAAACUCGGGUUCUAGUAUUAACUACUCAGUAUUGAUGAACAAACAAAAAAAAUCUAAAAACUUACAAAAAAAAAAAUGUACGAUACACUUGCUUAUAUUUUCAUAUGAAAGGAAUACAAUGCAAAGCAUUUUGUGGCUUUUUGUAGUUUCUAUAAGCCAGAAUGUGUUUUUGAUAGCUUUGCUAAUGACAGAUUGAUAGUUCACCCAGAAAGUGAGAGAGGGUUGUGGGAUGACUGGGCUUCAAUGCCCUAAGCCAUGAAAAACAGACUGAGAUCCAAUGCUUUGCUGAACUGUUUUAUCUUUGUAGAGGUUUGUUUUUAAAUGUGUAUUUCUAAUUAUUAUAUAUAAUAAUGGUAAUAUUAAGAAUCUUUAAAAAAAAAAAAUCUGUGAAAUUAACAUGCUUGUGUAUAGCUUUCUAAUAUAUGAAUAUAUAUAAUAAUGUUUUUCUUUUGUUGGUUUCUUAGUGGAGUUUCUAUGUGCAGUUGCACAUGUCUGGUUUUUUUUGUUUCAUUUGAACUCUGAACAGUGCUGUUUAAGGGGUUUGUAUUUAGGGUAACUUAAAAAAAAAACCAGCUGGAUUUGUGCAACUCGGUGGAGAUGGGACCUGAAUGCUGAAAAAAAAGUUAACAUGAAAACAGCGUUCUUGUGGAAAAUGUCACAUGGCUGAAAGUGGAGAUAUCAGGAAUAACAUAGAUUGCUUCAUCUAGACUGCCCCUCUCACUCAUGAAGAAAAAACAACCCAAACGUUGAUGCAUUUUAUGAUUUAGUUCAGUCAUUAUGAUUUUAAAAUGAUUCAAUUUCACCCAGUUUAUUGCAUCAAGCAGUUUUUCCUGACAUUAUUGUAAAAUCUCAGGUCUUAUCCAAUCUUAAAUGGCCGCUCUACAUGUUUGACAAGCUCACACAAAAUGCAACGGUUUCUUUCAAAUCAUAUUUAACUAAUGCAAUUUUGCAAAUGCAUCAUGAUGAAAUCCCAUUGGUUAUCCUGAUCAUUUGCCAACCUAAUUUGAUUCUGCAUCACGCGCUCUUUCCUCAUGUUUCAGUCUUGGAAACAAAUUUCCACACGACGCCACUGAUCCUUCAGCUUUACCUCCGAAAGGAAGAAACUGAUCAUGCUGGUAUAUGGGAGAAGCACAAUUUGUUGAUUUUAGGUAAAUAGUUGUUUUAAAUUUAUCAUAUUCUUUCUUCUUUUUUAAACAAUGAAACUAGCCACAUAUCUUUCUCUGCCUCCCACUCCGUAUCUGCUGUCACUUAAGUGUAAUACUAUUUUUGUGUCUAUAUUUCAUGCAGGUUCACAAUGUUGUUACUGUAUACAGUCUGUGUAGUCAAACGAGGCAGAGCCUCUGUAACGGUGUUCUUUCUUUAUUUUCUAAGACUUCAAUACAAAAUAAAAACAAACAAAAAAAAACUGUCGGGAAAAAUAAAUAAAUAUGAUGUUUCAGGCAGCAUAAAUGUGUGGAGAAACCAAAGCCAGUGGCAUGUCUAUGUUGUAAAAUCAACUUUUAUUUUCACAUUCAUUUAUGUUUUUAUUUUAUUUUAUUUUUGCAAGAAUUGAAAAAAAGAUAAUAAAAGAAUCUGCUCAAAUGUACAACUGUUUUUUUUUUUUUUUUUUACAUUUCCGUCACAGUUAGUUGGUUUUAUUUUCGGUUUUUCACUCUGCAUUAACAGAUAAACUGUUUGAUCACUCUUUUAUUUUUUCUCUCCCUGUGCAUCACAUUGCAAAAUGUGUCAUUAGCAACAACAACAAAAAUCUGAAUAUUUUUUUGCACUUAAAUCAAGAAAUCCAUCCAGGCCUGUCACUACUUCAUAGUUUAAAUUAUGCUAACCAAAGACACGGGGUAAAUUUAUAGUGUUUUUUUAUUUAAACACAUCUGGUGUAGAUGUUGGUACCUCAAAAUUGACCCAAACAGUACCUCAGUUGAUUUUUGAUAAAUAACCUGCAGUACAAAAGGGGAGACCAUACCUGUACAGCCAUGUGUAAUAACAUACAUUGCUAAAUGUCCUGGAAUUUACAUGGGACUCUUUGUUGGUCCACUGUGUUUGUGGUUUAUUUAAUUUGUGGUCAAAAAUCUGAA
Messenger RNA from Cyprinodon variegatus (sheepshead minnow), 5383 nucleotides. RefSeq names its product myocyte enhancer factor 2C (gene mef2cb). Bases 790 to 2346 code for a protein of 518 amino acids. NCBI's taxonomy places the organism in Eukaryota, Metazoa, Chordata, Actinopteri, Cyprinodontiformes, Cyprinodontidae. The record is from RefSeq and is a predicted model, not a curated record. Gene Ontology annotation, molecular function: histone deacetylase binding; protein dimerization activity; RNA polymerase II cis-regulatory region sequence-specific DNA binding. The transcript has 11 exons. Gene Ontology annotation, biological process: cell differentiation; heart development; positive regulation of transcription by RNA polymerase II.